Messenger RNA from Spirodela intermedia, 1975 nucleotides. The record is from the annotation of a GenBank genome assembly. NCBI's taxonomy places the organism in Eukaryota, Viridiplantae, Streptophyta, Magnoliopsida, Alismatales, Araceae.
AUGGCAGCGAGUUCGGCAGCUGCGGCUGCAACUUCCUGCAGCAUCUCUCGUCCGGUGUUCUUCGAGCCCUUCAAGCUGUCUGCCGACAGCUCGUUGCUCUGCCCGGCGCUCGGUGGCCUCAGGACAAGCCACCGGCGGCUCUUCACGCUACCCCGCCGUCGGAUACUUCCGGUGGUAAUUUCCUGCCUUGCUUCUAAUUCCAUUCCGGCGAAUCUCGGCAUCCUUUUUCUUACGUACAGUUCGCUCUGUUUGAACUCCUUUGUCGCACCGGUCGCUUCUAUCUUCCUGCAAGCCGAGGAUCCGCGCAUUUCAAUUAAUGAAUCGAUUAAAACGACGGAGCAGAGAGAGGGAGGGGGGCAUCUUAGUCGCCCAAAUCGAACGAAGAAAACACAUAAGAAAGGGUGGGCAGAUCCUUCCAUCUGCCCUGUAGUGGUGUGAAUUCGGCUGCCCUAGGCCUGCAUUACACGGGUGACCUUCGGUGAACUGAUUCUCUCCAGCUCUUACCCCUCUUCCCAGAUGACGCAAUGCAGCAAUGCAAUUUCUCUCUCUCUCUCUCGCUCGCUCUUGCUAAUUUUCUGCAGAGCGGGUUGCCAAAUGAUGGAAGGAUGCCGUGUGUUAUUGAUCCCAGGUCCCCUACAUCCAAUUCAUGUUUCUCCUCCCUGGGUCACAAAAGAUAAGCUUCCUGUCUCUGCUUGCAGAAGGCAGUCUUCAACCGGAACCAAUCUGAGCUCAACUCUAGCUUACCACAUUCGUUACCUUUUCCUGGCUCUGUAGUCAUCUCUCUCUGUCGAUCUAGGGUUCUUGAAGCAAUCAUAAUGAAAUCAAAACAUUUGUAGCCCUGUGCUAUAGGACCAUGUAGAGGACUAGUUGCACCGCCACUUACGGGGUGAUUAGAAUCUUUUGCGGCCAUCGCGAGGAAUCAAAUAGAGAACAUACCCAGUGAUUUUCCUCUGUAUCUACGAUCUGUGUGAACACAAACGAGUCGGUAGAAAUUCUUUAUCAUCCAAAAAGGAAUUUUUUUGUGGAAAAAUAUGUCUUAAGUUUCAAUAUUGUGAAAAGCAGUGAGCCAUAAGCUUUCAUGCUUGGUCUGGAACAUUUAAUAAAAUAGCUAAAAAAAAUUCUGAUUUUAGUCAUGGUAUUUGCGGAAAACAUUUUAUGGAGCGGGACCCACAAAAAAAGCAGAUCUACCAUCAUAAUAUUCCGACGGAUUCAACUCCGAAAUCGGUUCAUAUUUGUCCAAAACGUGUAUUUCUUCUCAAGGCUUUCCUUUUCUCUGCUCUGUAUGGACUGCAGGCACACAUUCAAUGCGGAUGUGGACAUCUACCUAUGUACUGCUUUGAGCUACUCUUUCAGCUAUUUCGGAUAACUUCUCAUCAAUGUCUCUGGCUCCCCAACUCCGCAGGUUAAAGCGAAGAAGGAGACAUUUCCUUCAUUUGACGACUUGGUGGAAAACUCUGAUAAGCCAGUGUUGGUUGACUUUUAUGCAACUUGGUGAGUCGUUGACUCUGAUUGCAAAUUAUGGUCUUAACAGAAGGAGGGGGCUAAUGCCGGCACUAAGUUGCCUAUUCUAAUUGUAAAAUUAUUCAUACGUUUAUGGGCAUUAAUCAGGAACACGCACUCACAUGAUUCAAACCUCCGAGGUUCAAUUUAAUAGGAAGAUUAUGAGUUGUAAGCUGCUGUUUUGAAGUAUGUUUAACUAUCUAUUGCUGGUUAGCUCUUUGCUUAAUCCUGUUGUAGGUGCGGCCCAUGCCAGUUCAUGGUGCCUAUUCUUGACGAAGUGAGUACUGAGCUGAAAGAUAAACUAGUAGUUGUGAAGGUGGACACUGAGAAGUAUCCGGACAUUGCCAAUCGUUACGGCGUGGAAGCACUGCCCACAUUUAUCAUCUUCAGAGAUGGGAAGCCCUGUGAUCGCUUUGUAAGUAAAAACGAUGGUAAAAAAAGUUGUCUAAUAUAUUUCUUUUUACCCUCUACCUGA